Messenger RNA from Bactrocera dorsalis (oriental fruit fly), 2283 nucleotides. RefSeq names its product mitochondrial intermembrane space import and assembly protein 40-B. Gene Ontology annotation, molecular function: protein-disulfide reductase activity. The coding region runs from base 1 to 438 and encodes 145 amino acids. Gene Ontology annotation, biological process: protein import into mitochondrial intermembrane space. Lineage: Eukaryota; Metazoa; Arthropoda; Insecta; Diptera; Tephritidae. The record is from RefSeq and is a predicted model, not a curated record. Gene Ontology annotation, cellular component: mitochondrial intermembrane space. The transcript has a single exon.
AUGUCGUAUUGCAAGGUUUUUGGCAAAGAUGAAGUUAUGUUUGUUACCAAAGAAGAUCAUGCAACACCUAGUACUGUUGAGUUGCCACCACCAGAGCCACCACAAGGUCUUAUAACCAGUGAUGGAGAAAUUAAUUGGAGUUGCCCAUGUCUAGGAGGCAUGGCUACCGGUCCAUGUGGUGUUGAAUUUCGUGAUGCAUUUUCUUGCUUCCAUUAUAGCAAGGCAGACCCCAAGGGCUCCGAUUGUUUCGAAGCUUUUAGAGCAAUGCAAGAUUGCUUUGUACAAUAUCCCACAGUAUACAAUAAGUCUUCUGGUAACGAUGAAGAUGAAGAGGAGGGUGGAUUAAACAUGUUAAAUUUGGAAGAAGCUGAAAAAGAGACAUCUACCGAGGUUCCUAGUGCGGAGGGCACGACCGUACUUAACAAGAAAGAAAAUUAAAAUAUGUGUGGAUGGGGGACAAAAGUGUACGUUUAAAGUCGAGGAAAUUUUUCUUCAAUCAACUAUGAAAUUCGCCAGACAAAUAUGAAUUAAUAUAAUUUUGUUAUAAUUGCAUUUUCACAUACAAUUUUUAAAUGUUCACGGUUACCUUGAAAUAGUUUUUUAGUAAUAGUUCUCAAUAUAAAUAAAAAUCUGAAAUAUAGAAAUGUAUAUUAUUCCAAACAUUUAAAUAUAUAUUUUAUUUCUAAAAAAAAUUAUUAUUUUUUUCUUUUUUUCAAAAUUGGAGUGAAGGAAUGUAAGAUUAUAAAUCAAAUCAAGUAAGCUUAGUAAAGUUUUAUUAAAAAAAGCAAAAGUGUUAAAGCUUAAAAUAAUUUUAAGAACUUGGGUAAAAAUAAAAAAAAAGAGUAUUCAUUUUAGGAAUAUAAAAAAUAUAUUUUUUUUAUAGUACUCUAUUAAUUUCUUUCCUACAGCGCGCUGUGUUCAAACAUCUUAUAAUAAUUUCAUUUUCUUAUUCACUCGACUUAUUAAAUUAAAAAGAGAUAGCACGAAAAUAUUUUGAUAAUACAGCACUGGCCUUGAGUACAGGGUUGCUUUGAAUAUAAAUAUUUCUUUACUUUUCUAUUUUGACCUCAAUUUUUUUCUUUCAUUUCCUUACAUUCUAUCAGUGUUGCCAGGUAAAGAACUUUAAAAUGUAAUCAAACUUCCUUUAUUACUAAAAAGUUGUUUUAAUAUAAAUAUGUGCUUAUCUCGUCAAAACAAAGGGAUGGAAAAUUUUACAAAAAUAUAUUUUAUGUAUACAUUUAAUUAACGCAUAUCAUAGGAUACAGUUGAAAUACGAUGGAAAAUGUUUAAUUUUUAAGAAGCGAGAGUAUAAAAAUAUUAAAAUUUAAUUGAUUCAACCCUGAUUUUUUCAGUUUAUUUAUUUUUUAAUCUUUGAUUCGUCUCUGUCAAUUACGUCGUCGUCGUGCACGUUCGUUCAGUUACUUAUUUCGUCAAGUUUUUAUUCCUUUUUGAUAUUAAGUUCACCAUUGUGUAAAUGAAAUAAAUCUAAAAUAGUGAGAUGAAAAUUAAUUGUGUUAAUGUUAAUGGGUAGAAAAAUGCCUGAAGACAAUAGAUUGUGUAAUCUGCAAAAAGAAGAUAUUAUCUCAAAUUGUUUUGGGUUCAAAAGUGUAAAGUGCAAUUUUGCGAUAGACUGAGUAAAACACAAAACAAGUGUGGAAAAUUUCACAUUUGAAACUCUGCAGUAACUCAUAAAAACUUGGCGUGUUUUAUAUACGAGAAUAUUCUCCGUGCCCUUAAGCACCCUUGUCAAAAUUCCACAAUCUUUCCGUCCUCUUGGCAUUGUGGAGUGCGCGGCAAUUAAGUCUAGAUUCAUAGUGCGAAGGAAAAAAAGGCGAAAGAAGUAAAUAGAAAGUUUAAUUGCCAACAGCCACCAGUGUCGUGAGUGUGGAAUUACUUUCCUCUAUCUGUCCUAUUUUGCUCCAAUGUCGGUGGCCAUUAAAACCAAACGAUCAACAAAUCGAUUGGGUAAUUGUCCAGAGUGAGCUUGAAGUAAAGGAAGAAUAGUUAAAAGUAUAAUUGUGUUUGAGCUAAUAGCAAAUUGUUACAGAAAGUUAAUCCUGUUUGAUAAUAUUUCAGUGCCAAAGCAAAUACCACCACAUUUUUAUUUGUUUUCAAAAAUAAGUGUGUCAUAAUAUCUAAGGAUACAAGCAAGUUUAAGUGAUACAUUGAGAUAAUUGGCGGGCAGCAAACAAUUAAAUUCAGCCACCGUCAUUACUAUCGAAUAAAUACAGAUAAGAUAUAGUUCAACACAAAAAAGGAAUCAAAAAGUCGAAGUGAAAUAAA